AUCGCCGUACCUACAAAGAUAUCAACAUGGUUUCCUCCACGAGAAGGACGACCUCGUCUCUAUCCGCCACCACCGCCGCCGCCAUCGCGGCGGCGGCGGCGGCGCUGAUGGUGUCCGUGGCGUUCGCCACAGCGCAGUACACGCCGGCCACGCCGGCAGCGCCGGGGGCUGCAGCGGCGGGUGCGGCGGCGGGGGCGACGCCGGCGGCGCCGUACACGCCGGCCACGCCGGGGGCGGCGGGGGCGGCGCCGUCGGUGCCGGCGGGGCCGCUGGACAUCGCGCAGCUGGGGGCGAAGGGCGACGGGACGAGCGACAGCACGGCGUUCGUGCUGCAGGCGUGGAAGAACGCGUGCAACGCGACGGGGACGCAGAAGAUCGUGAUCCCGCCGGGGAACUACCUCACCGGCGCGCUCAACCUCAAGGGGCCGUGCACCAGCAGCAUCAUCCUCCGCCUCGACGGCAACCUCCUCGGCACCGGCGACCUCAACGCCUACAAGACCAACUGGAUCGAGGUGGAGCACGUCGACAACUUCGCCAUCAACGGCCACGGCAUCAUCGACGGCCAGGGCCCCCUCGUCUGGACCCACAACCAGUGCAACAAGAACUACAACUGCAAGAUCCUCCCCAAUAGCUUGGUGAUCGACUACUCGACGAACGUGACAGUGAGGGGGAUAACGCUGAAGAACAGCAAGUUCUUCCACCUCAACAUAUACGAGAGCAAGAACGUGGUGAUCGACAAGGUGACCAUCACGUCGCCGGGGGACAGCCCAAACACGGACGGCAUCCACGUCGGCGACUCCACCAACAUCACCAUCAGCUCCACCACCAUCGCCGCCGGCGACGACUGCAUCUCCAUCGGCCCCGGCACCAAGAUGGUCCGCGUCAACGGCGUCCGCUGUGGCCCCGGUCACGGCAUCUCCGUCGGCAGCCUCGGCCGGUACAAGGACGAGAAGGACGUGGAGGACAUCAUCGUCACCAACUGCACGAUAAAGGGCACCACGAACGGCCUCCGGAUCAAGUCGUACGAGGACUCCAAGUCGCAGCUGAGGGCGACCAAGUUCCUGUACGACGGCAUCACCAUGGACAACGUGAGCUACCCGAUCAUCAUCGACCAGAAGUACUGCCCCAACAACAUCUGCUCCGCGUCCGGCACGUCCAAGGUCGCCGUCACCGACAUCGUCUUCAAGAACAUCGUCGGCACGUCGGCGACGCCCGAGGCCGUCACGCUCAACUGCGCCAACAACCUGCCGUGCCAGGGCAUCCAGCUGCACAACGUCGACCUCAAGUACGCCGGCCAAGGGAACACCACCCUCUCCGUCUGCAAGAACGUCGCCGGCAAGUCCAGCAACGUCGCCAAGGAGCUCGCCUGCGUCUGAUUUUCAUCUUAUUAUACUACUCUUCCGUUUCAUAUUACAAAGUCAUUUGUUUUUUUUUAAAGCCAAUUUUUUCAAAGUUUGACCAAAGUUUUUUAAAAAAUAUAGUAGUAUUUUCAAUAUGAAAAGAACAUAUUAUCAGAAUAUAUUUCAUAUUGGAUUUAAUUAGACUAAUUUAAUAUUUUAUAUGUUGCUAUAUUUUUUUUAUAAAUUUGUUUAAACUAAAUAAAAAUUGACUAGAAAAAGUCAAACAACUUAUAAUAUGAAAUGGAGAUAGGGGGAGUAAUUGUCGUCUGAUUAUAUAGUUGUAAGUUAAUCAUCGUUCCCUCCGCUACAUUCCCCUCACUUGUAUUCUUCAUCUAAUUAUUUUCCUCUCUCUCCCUCUUCGGAUUUUUUUAAUUAUUUUCUUCUAUUUAUUUUUAUGUUUGCUUCUUCUUCGUUUGGAAUAUAUGAUUCUUGUCCUGAUUUCAUUUCAUUUA
This is a messenger RNA of Oryza sativa Japonica Group (Japanese rice), 1852 nucleotides long. The record is from RefSeq and is a predicted model, not a curated record. NCBI's taxonomy places the organism in Eukaryota, Viridiplantae, Streptophyta, Magnoliopsida, Poales, Poaceae.